This is a messenger RNA of Klebsormidium nitens, 1933 nucleotides long. The record is from the annotation of a GenBank genome assembly. NCBI's taxonomy places the organism in Eukaryota, Viridiplantae, Streptophyta, Klebsormidiophyceae, Klebsormidiales, Klebsormidiaceae.
CAUACCUUGGCAGUACGGUAGUGUAAAGCGCUCCAGGUAGGUCCUAAAGCGAGGAAGAACGGAGCAUUCAGGGAUCUGGUGCCCAUAGCUGGGCCUUUUGCGUAUUGAGGGAGGAAGCGCAAUUGGCGGUCUUGUGCAGUUGUGCACUAAUCAAUUGCUCUGCAGCGGCGGGUGGGCGAUGAUGUGAAGAAGACACGGGAGUUGGCAAGGAGAUAAACAUGGGGGACGUUCUUAACUACUUGAAGAAGCUUGAUGCUUAUCCGAAGAUCAACGAGGAUUUCUACAGCCGGACCCUCUCUGGAGGGCUUAUCACGCUUGUGUCAUCCAUCUUCAUAGUCCUGUUGUUCUUCACAGAGCUUGGCUUGUUCUUGACAACCAAGACCGUCAAUGAGCUCUCAGUGGACACAUCGAGGGGCGAGCAACUUCAGAUCAAUUUUGACGUCACGUACCCGCACCUUGCGUGCUCAAUCUUGAGUCUAGAUGCCAUGGAUGUGAGUGGGGAGCAGCACCUGGAUGUGGUGCAUAACAUCUUCAAGAGGAGGCUGAGCCCAGAAGGGAAGCCCAUUGAUGUGGGCACCAAGGAUGAAAUUGGUGGGCCUAAGGUCCAGACUGGGGAGGUAAAAGUGAAGGAGAGCGAGGGGGGCCCUGCAUACUGUGGCAGCUGUUGGGGUGCCGAAGAGAACGCCGAAGACUGCUGCAACACCUGUGAGGAGGUCAGGGAGGCCUACCGACGGAAGGGCUGGGCGUUCUCGAAUGCAGAGCUCAUUGAGCAGUGCUCUAGGGAGGGCUUCGUCGAGAAGCUGAAGGAGCAGGAAGGGGAAGGCUGCAAUGUGUACGGCUAUCUCGAGGUGAACAAGGUGGCUGGCAACUUCCAUUUUGCGCCCGGCAAGAGCUUCCAGCAGGCGCACAUGCACGUCCACGACCUCAUGCCGUUUGCCUCGCAGAAGUUCAACGUCAGUCACAUCAUCAACAAGCUCAGUUUCGGAGCCGAUUACCCAGGCGUUGUACAUCCCCUGGAUAAUGUCCGUCGCAUCCAGGAGGCUGACGGCGGGAUGUACCAGUACUUCAUCAAGGUCGUCCCGACCAUCUACACUGACCUCAGCGGCCACGUCAUCUCGACCAACCAGUUUUCGGUCACGGAGCACUUCAGAGAACAGGAGGUGGCUUCCGGCAGGAGCCUGCCGGGGGUCUUCUUCUUCUACGACCUGUCACCCAUCAAGGUGAAGUUCACGGAGCAGAGGCAGUCUUUCCUGCACUUUGUGACCAACGUGUGUGCAAUCGUCGGAGGUGUCUUCACGGUAUCGGGUAUAAUUGAUGCCUUCGUCUAUCAUGGCCAUAAAGUCAUAAAAAAGAAGAUGGAACUCGGAAAGCUCAACUAGGUCGAAAGUCACCAGUCUUUGACAUCAUAGAGAGAGCUUGUAGCACAGCGAGGCAGCUACAUCUGAUUAGAACACAGGUCAGGUUCGAGAACUUGAACUGAUGGGGUUAGAAACUCAAAGACAAUUUGCGCCCUCUUUUCUCGACGAAGGUGAUGCAUCUCAAACAAUGUCGACGUCUUGAUUUCUGGUUGAAUUGCAUCUUCUAGAUCGAAAAAACUUUCACCUUAAGGUUAUAACGAUGGUCUUCAAGGGCGUUUUCCUGAAGCCCCUUUUACAAGCACAUGGCGUCGAGCAUUACUGAGAUGAGCUGAGCCGCGUUUGGGAAUUAGUGUAGUAGUUUCCGUCCAUCAUGGUGGGCAGCAAACAUUGAACCGGAUUGGACACGUGUCCACAGACGAGAAUAGGAUCCAAAGGUGUAUUCCUCGUUAACUACGAGUCCACAGUCACAGGUUGGCUUGACUGGGGCACUGCCGUUUAUAUCGUCAUAAUGACUGACAUUCGAUCAGACUGGUUCACUGUACCCGGCUAUAAGUCAAACUAGACUGAGUACGGCU